AUGAGAAUCAAUAUUGAGACUCAGAGAGAUAUUGGGAUAGAGCCUUUAAGUGUUGAUCCAAACUAUAACGAAACAAUUGAGAAUGUGAUUUGUUUAAUAUCGUUGAAAAUCACUACUCUGCAGGUUAAUGAAAUGGAAUUAGUUUACAAUGGUAGGGUUCUCCCUCUUAAUGCAACACUUGACCAGCAAAAUAUAAGAGAAGGGCACACAUUGUUGUUGAGAAAACGUAAAUCAAACUGUUGCAGCCUCUUAUAA
Blepharisma stoltei is the source of this 255-nucleotide messenger RNA. The record is from the annotation of a GenBank genome assembly. NCBI's taxonomy places the organism in Eukaryota, Ciliophora, Heterotrichea, Heterotrichida, Blepharismidae.